AUGACAGUCACGAAGCACUCGAAAAUGAAGAUUCUCCUGAUCGGAAAAGGCGGUCGCGAACAUGCCCUUGCAUGGAAACUCACUCGAUCGCAAUCAGUAGAGCAUGUCUAUGUUCUGCCAGGCAAUGCUGGCACCGGAACCUUGGCGAAAGCCUCGAAUUGCCACGAGAUAGCCGUUGACGACUAUGAUGGCCUCGUGAAGCUGUCAAAGAGGCUCGAAAUCGACCUUGUCGUCGUCGGCCCAGACGACGCUGUUGUUGGAGGCAUGGGAGAUCACUUUCGAAGCAAUGGAAUCCGUUGCUUUGCCCCAAGUAAGAGGGCAGCCAUCAUCGAAGGCUCCAAGGACUUUGCAAAGGACUUUAUGUGCAGGCGCAAUAUUCCGACCGCGUGCUACGAAACCUUUGACAAGGUUGACUGCGACAAGGCCAAGGCGUAUGUACGAAGGUUGAGCCGCAGAGUGGUCAUCAAGGUGGACGGCCUUGCAGCAGGAAAGGGUGUCAUCCUUCCCGAGACGACCGCAGAAGCGGAGCAAGCCCUCGAGGACAUCAUGCUCAAGGACAAGUUCGGUGAUGCUGGCGAGAUGGUGAUCAUUGAGGAGUACCUCGAGGGUUACGAGAUUAGCGUCCUUACCUUCACUGAUGGAACAUCGAUUCUCUCUCUGCCGCCGGGCCAAGACCACAAGCGCGCUCUUGACGGCGAUAAGGGACUGAAUACUGGCGGUAUGGGCGUGUAUGCGCCUGUGCCUUCCGUGACUGAGGAGCAGAUGGCCGACAUUGAAGAGAAGAUCAUCCUGCCGACUAUUGUUGGCCUUGAGUUAGAAAGGAGACCUUUCAACGGCAUGCUCUUCACAGGGAUAAUGAUGACGUCCACAGGCCCCAAAGUGCUUGAGUACAACGCGCGUUUCGGCGACCCAGAGACACAGAGCAUGGUGCUUCUCCUUCCAGACGAGGCCUUGCUUGAAGUCAUUCUCGCUUGUAUAGAGAACAGGCUGGGUGACAUCAAGCUGGAAACACUUGCAGGUUUCGCCUGCAAUAUUACUGUUGCGGCGAAGGGCUAUCCAGAAUCACACAGGGAAGGGGAUAUUAUCCGACUGGAACCUACCUCUGAAGGUGUACAUGUCUUCCACGCUGGAACUGAUCAGGUCAACGAUCAAUUAUUCACGGCAGGCGGUCGUGUCCUGUCCGUUGCCGCGACGGGUGAAACCCUCGAGGAAGCAGUAUCGGCUGCUUACAAGGGGGUUGAAAGUGUUCAUUUUGAGGGCAUGUUCUACCGCAAGGAUAUUGCGAUGCGGUAA
Colletotrichum scovillei is the source of this 1293-nucleotide messenger RNA. Its product is annotated as HET domain-containing protein. Gene Ontology annotation, molecular function: phosphoribosylamine-glycine ligase activity; metal ion binding; ATP binding. Gene Ontology annotation, biological process: purine nucleobase biosynthetic process. Lineage: Eukaryota; Fungi; Ascomycota; Sordariomycetes; Glomerellales; Glomerellaceae. The transcript has 4 exons. Bases 1 to 1293 code for a protein of 430 amino acids. The record is from RefSeq and is a predicted model, not a curated record.